Molecule: messenger RNA, 1044 nt
Organism: Oldenlandia corymbosa var. corymbosa
Lineage: Eukaryota; Viridiplantae; Streptophyta; Magnoliopsida; Gentianales; Rubiaceae
Source: the annotation of a GenBank genome assembly
AUGGAGGGCUUGAAAGAGCCCUCUGAGCUCUCCAAAACACUUGAAACAACUAUGGAACAGAAAGAAAGCUUUCUGUUGUCCCAAUCAGAUGACAAACAUGGAGUUGAACUCAUGGCUUCAGACACUGAAAAGGGUGUCUCUCAGUUCUCCCAAACACUUCAAAAAACAACAGGUUCACAAAACCUGGAAACUCCUGUCAUUCUAGCUGAAGAUAAGCAAGCUAAUGAAAGAGUUCAAUGGGUACUUAAUGCACCAGAACCACCAGGUCUAUGGUGUAAGGUGCAGAACACCUUUAAUGAAUCUUUCUUUAACCUGAAGAGCAACUUUCAAGGUCUCAGGGAGCAUCCUUGGUCCAAAAUUGUGGGAAGUUUGUUCCCUAUCUUUACUUUAUUGUCUAAAGGAUACAAUGUGAAAAUGUUCAGGAAUGAUCUUUUGGCUGGUCUGACACUAGCCAGCCUCUGUAUUCCUCAAAGCAUUGGCUAUGCAACCCUGGCUAAGCUAGCUCCUCAGUAUGGUCUUUAUACUAGUGUUGUUCCACCGCUUAUCUAUGCUUUACUGGGCACUUCAAGAGAGAUAGCAAUUGGACCAGUGGCUGUGGUUUCUCUUCUUUUGUCCUCCAUGGUUCAGAAGCUGGAAGACCCUGCCGCGAAUCCUGUUGCCUAUACCGGACUGGUGAUCACUGUUACAUUUUUCACUGGUAUUUUUCAAUCUGCGUUUGGAAUGUUCAGGUUGGGAUUUCUGGCUGAUCUUCUUUCCCAUGCUGCUAUUGUUGGAUUCAUGGGUGGUGCAGCUAUCAUGAUUGGCCUUCAGCAGCUUAAAGGAUUGCUUGGAACUUCCAAGUUUACAAACAAAACUGAUAUUAUCUCUGUUCUAGCUGCUGUUUGGAGAUCAAUUCAUGAUUCAGUAAUUAUUUCUAGAGACUUGAGAAUUAACCAACAGCUUAUAAAGUGUCAGAAAUCUAACUUCUUUCUGUGUCUUGCAGUACUGGAGUCCUCACAAUUUGAUCCUUGGUUCCUUCUUUUUGAGCUUCAUACUAAUUACUAG